CACAGUGGUUAAUGGGAAUCCGCUUACGGAGCACAACCAGUUGUUCGCGCGGGCACGUGUAUGCGCGGUUCAGCAGGUAGCCGUCUCCGACAAAAACUGGAUGGAAAGUCACGUUUGCGACCACACCGAUCUGACGGGAAAUUGUCUUACGGCAUACGGACUGUUAUUUCCAGGAUGCGCUGACAUCUGUGACGUGCUCACGGCGAUCCGCAGUUCCAGAUAAACUCCACCUGCUCGUCUCCUCUCCACCAGCAGCCAUGUCUCUCUCUGUAUCUGGAGGGACCGUGUUCGCCAUCCUCCUCAUUAGCAGGUUGUUAGAGAACUCGAUGCUCAACGCAGAAGUGAAGGAGGGAGAGAUUCUGCCUCCUACCAUUCAUAGGCUGAUGAAAGGAUACAACAAGUACCUCAGGCCUUUCUUUGACAAUGGUCCUGUAACAGUGGGUAUGAGCCUGGACAUUGCCAGCAUUGACACUAUCUCAGAGAUCAACAUGGACUACACCGCCACCAUAUUCCUCCGCCAGCGCUGGACGGACGAGCGCUUGGUGUUCGAGGGCAACAAGAGCCUGAGCCUGGACGGGCGGCUUGUGGAGCUGCUCUGGGUCCCCGACACCUUCAUCGUGGACUCCAAGAAGUCCUUCCUCCACGACAUCACCGUGGAGAACAGGCUGAUACGCAUCUUCCCCAACGGGACCGUCCUUUACGCGCUGAGGAUCACCACCACUGUGGCUUGCAACAUGGAUCUGACCAAGUAUCCCAUGGACAAGCAGACCUGCACGCUGCAACUGGAGAGCUGGGGUUACAACAUCAACGAUGUCAUGUUCUACUGGACCCGAGGAAACGAGUCCGUCAGCGGUUUAGACACUCUGCAGCUGGCCCAGUACACGGUGGAGGACCACUACACGUCCGUCUCAGAGGCCGUUUAUGAGACCGGCAAUUACCCGAAGCUGGUCUUCCAUUUUGAGCUGAGGAGGAGCAUUCUGUACUUCAUCCUCGAGACUUACGUCCCCUCCAGCCUGCUUGUUGUCCUCUCGUGGGUUUCCUUCUGGAUUUCCCUGUCCUCCGUUCCAGCUCGUAUCUGUAUAGGAGUGACCACAGUACUGACCAUGACCACUCUAAUGAUGGGAGCCCGGACGUCACUGCCCAAUGCCAACUGCUUCAUCAAGGCCAUUGACGUUUACCUGGGCAUCUGCUUCAGCUUCAUCUUCGGAGCGCUCAUUGAGUACGCCGUGGCCCACUUCUGCAGCCUCACUCACCUCGACACGCACUUGAUCAUGUACGGCCACCACAUGCACGACCUGGACGACGAAAUGAACGGCAUCAUCACCACCAUCACCAAUCACAACAGGGCCAAGAGACGCAAGGACGCCGCCGCCGCCGCCGCCGUCGCGGCCGCGACCCCGCCGGCCACUUCCCUAGAACUCAUUGUGAGCCCGUCCAGCCCCUCGGGCAGCGAGCCUAAGCCCGAGGCGUCGCCCCCGAAGCGCACCCACUGGUGCCUCACCGCCCUGGCCACUGUCCGCAAAGUGCUCCGCAAACUAUAUUGCUGUCGCAUAGAGAACCCCCACCACAUAGACAACUACUCCAGAGUCACCUUCCCUCUCUCGUUCGUCAUGGUCAACCUGCUCUACUGGACUUAUUAUCUGUACUUCUAGCAUUCGCUCGAGUGCAGCACAUGUCCCGGAGAGUGGUGUGUAGACGAGAAGUGUAUUCUACUGUACAGUAAGCGUUAUUUCGGUGUGUUUUGAGAUGAGUGUGUACAAUUUCAGCAUUUGGAUUCAUGAGCGAAGUAGCAUACUUACAUAAAGGGCUGUUUCUGAGGGGGGUAAAGAGAGACGCCUACGAUUACAGCUCCAUCUUAAAACAUUGUGUAGUCAAACUCACAGUCAAACUGUAGUCAAAAGUUUUAUACAGCCGGUAAAUAAUAGGCCCGUCCGACACAGACUGGGCGAAAUUCGAUCGACGCUGAUACACCUUGAGAUUAAAUGAACGUCACUUAAAGAAACAGAUCGCCCAGUCUGCAUCUUUUUCGGCGUAGUGUUUUUCGUUCCUCGUGCAGGUCGUUACUGUCGGACACGCAGAAGAUGGAGCUGUAAUUUAAGGCGUCAUGACGGAGGGAGAGCGAAUCCCACUUUGAUUCUCUGUUGUGAUGGAAUGAUUAUCGACACUUUACGACUUCAUCUUCCAUUUCUGCCUGCAGGUACAAUAUUUAGUUGGAAAAAGCAAAAGUAAUGGAUGGGGGAAGAAGGAUGAAAGAAAGAGGCGAGGGAGCUGGAAAAAAAACUCUACAUGAAGAGUGUGUUAAAAAACUAUAAAUCAGUCUCCCAGGGACGUUCUGCUGCUGAAAUCUCUCUUUCUUCUGUGUCCUUCCACAAGUUAUUUUUAAUUCACUGAGCAGUGCUGUGUCUCUUUGCUUGCAUUUCUUUUUUCAUAGACACUAUAAAUGUAGUGGCCUUUGAUCCCUUCAGUUGUGUUCUGGAAAUCUGGCCACCCUGAACAGUAUUGUGGCACUUGUCAUCCCACAAAUGUGCUCCGCAGUUUCACAAGGACAGAAACAAAGCCACAACAUGAGAAUACGUGGCAUAAAUAUGACAUUAUGAGAUUAACAAUCAUGUGAUUAAAUAGAGUGAAAUAUAUCGAUCAGAAGUUGUGAAAUCAUUUUUCCAAUUAUUAAAGAGUUAUUGUAACAUUUUAUGUUUUUAAUAUUUUUGUUUUCAUUAUUUCAUUCUAUUUUAUUUCAGGAUGUCACUUUCCAAACCUCUCAUAGGGGCAUUUCUCCCAAUCACACUUUUUAUUUCAGAAUUUCAUAAUGCUGAGCUUCUCGUAUCAGGGCACAAUUAAAGCUAACAUUCCCAAAAUUGGACCAGCUAGCUCCUGGUAGUCGUGAGCAACGACUGUACUGAAGUCAUUUUAAAUCAACCAACUAGCUGCUGCAAAAAAAAACUGUUCAAAGACACAGAAACUAACCUCUACUUUUGUUUGGCUACAAGGCCACUAUGCUAGCCAGUUAGCUAGCUAGCUAGCUCGGAUAGUUGGUAAGCAUGAAUCAUUUACUUGACAUUGAACUGAGGGUUGAACUGUGCUGCUAGCUAGCAAGCUAGCAGCACAGUUCUGGUCUGUGAAGUGAGUUUUGGGGCAAGGUGAACGCUAUUAAAAAAUGACAUUUUGAAAUAAAAUGUUCUAUAAUUACCUAAAAAAGAACUCCUUUAAUACUGUAAUUAAUUUCUAUAAUUAAAUUAUUUCACAAUUUAUUGGUCUAUUUCAGGCUAUACGUUUCACUUUAUUUAUUCACUAUUGUGUUUUGCAUUUUGUUGUAUUUAUUUAUUCAAUAUUGAACACUUUGUGUGUCGAUAUUGGGCAGGUGUAAUGCCACAUUGAUAGGUUAACAGGUACCACAUAUUAGUGAUAUAUACAGCGCUAUUCAUGGGCUGCUGGUCGUGUUUCUCCCUGUGCUUUUGUAAAACAUCAAGCAGUAGUCAGACCAAGAUGUGUUAGACAUUGUAGAGUGAUUUGAAUAUGAAUGAAAUUACCAACAUAUUUCAACAGGAUGUCGUCAUCUGUGCAUUAUCCAAAUCAGAGGGGAAAAAAGCGCUGGAUGUGCUUGAGGUGUCACUUGUCUCCUCAGCUUUUCAGGCCAAUGUCAAAUCUUUUGCUGUGUGAGUAUUUCAGUUCAGGACAAACAGUGUGUUCGCUACCUGUGACGUGAACCAAAGAGCCAAAGAUUCCACUUUGAUUUCCUCUUUGUUUCCCUUUAGAUCAGAUUUGAAAUGCAUUUUUUUUAAAUGUUAAUAUCACGUUUGUUAUCGAUGGGAUCAUUCUGAAAUAGCAUGCAGUCAACCGGCAGACGAGCGUGACACAGAAACCAGGAUUCAGUUUCAACAACAGAGAUGCAUGUUUAUUUAUUGCUGUAUUCUAUAUUACUGUGACAUACAUACACUCACUCACUCCAUUUCAAUUUCAAGAACUACCAUUCGAUGUGUAUUGAACAAUAAGCUAAAUUGGCAAUAUCUAUUUAUCGCCUUUUGAACUGAUUAUGUUCAAAUUGUAUCUGCAUCGUUUCUCAUGUUUUAAUCUACCUUUUUUUUAAUAUGUCAUCAACUUACAAACGUUUUGAUUGCUCUCCUUGCCUGACGAUAAUAGAAAAGUAGGAUUUACUUUGGUUUCUGUUCUUCCCGCAUGGUUAUCAAGUGCAACUUUUGUUUACUCUGCUUUGCUUGAUUUUGUUUCAGUUUAAUAUGACGGAGGAGAGUAAAAUCAUGAAAUGCACAGCCGAGGCUAUUGAAAGGAUUCAAUCUGUAAUUGCUAAGGAUGCAACUUUGAUUUGGGAUCUCCAGAACUGCAGGAUUGUCAAACUUGUGUUGUCAUUUCCAGUUAUUCGAAUCUUAUCGAAAAGGACAUGUGAUGGGCGAUGGUGUUCAUUUGCCUUUUGAGCUGCGUACCCCUCGGUGGCAGCGCGGAGCACUGACCCUUAGAAAAGUGUAUGUGUUAAAACACAGACUCAGGUCAGGAUUUACACAAAAAUAGCGCCACGGUUGUAAUUUUGAUCGUCUACCAAGUGAACGGUAGGAGAAACGAAUGCCGAUACGGAGCCAGAGAGCCACAAGAGCACCCACGUAGAACGUCUUUUUCCACUCGACGAUUGAAGUUGAUCCACACACACACAAAGCUCAAGAGCAUCAAUUGUCUUAUGGCUCCCCCAGUCGCAACUACAUUGCUAGUGCUGGUUUGGAUGUGAUAAUGUGUUGCAGAAAACAAAACAUUAUGGGCAACGUUGCCAGAACAUAAUGUGGAGCAACUUUUGGGCAACAGAAAAAUGGCUACCGUUGGACCGCCCUUUCUUUCCCGUUGUGGUACGUGUCUAAUAAUGCCUCAAGGUGACGUUGGCUACCAACCUCACAGAUCCUGGGACAUGUUCAUGUGAAAUGUAUUUACAUACCAUGCUAGUAUAGGCAUCGGUUUCGCUAAACCUGUUGUAAAUAAAUACUAACACUGUGCAUGUUUAUUAGGUGUAUGAAUAUGGAUGAUAGCAAUAAAAGAGGUUUAACGUG
This is a messenger RNA of Anarrhichthys ocellatus (wolf-eel), 5045 nucleotides long. It is a transcript of the gene gabrzb, whose product is annotated as gamma-aminobutyric acid receptor subunit pi. Gene Ontology annotation, biological process: monoatomic ion transmembrane transport. The record is from RefSeq and is a predicted model, not a curated record. The transcript has 10 exons. Bases 258 to 1652 code for a protein of 464 amino acids. Gene Ontology annotation, cellular component: membrane. NCBI's taxonomy places the organism in Eukaryota, Metazoa, Chordata, Actinopteri, Perciformes, Anarhichadidae. Gene Ontology annotation, molecular function: transmembrane signaling receptor activity; extracellular ligand-gated monoatomic ion channel activity.